UUUGAGACGGAAAAUAUAUCCUCGCCAAAAUCUUGGCAUCAAAACGAGAACACUAGUAAAACUAGAAAUUACAUUGCGUGAUUGCCCAAAGAAUUGUAAAUUCAUCGUCGGAGAAUGAUGAGGGGAUAAGCCAGACGACAUCCAGAAGAGGGUUUAAGUCUUUUAACCUAAGAAGAUGUCACUUCCACUGUCCACUACUUCCUCAACAAAAUUUCAGCUCUACAACUCCAACUUUACUCAAGCUAUAUCAUCAUCAAGACCUAACAUCUUUCACGGUUUAUACAAGAAAUUAUGCAAAAAGAAAGAUUUGUGCGUUUCUUUGUCAGUAAAGUGUAGUCAAGAAACAACCCAGAUAAUUAAUGAGAGUAAUUUAGAGAAAUCAUCAAGAAAAGGCUCUUGGAAACCACUGCUUAGUGAGGGUAGAGAUGAGGAUGAGAACUUUGGUGAUGUUUGUCCUGGUUGUGGGAUUUUUAUGCAAGAUAGUGACCCCAGUCUUCCGGGGUAUUAUCAAGAAAGGAAGGUGGAUGUAGUAAGUGAUGUGUUGGAGGAAGAGGAGGGGGAGGAUGAUUUCCUGAGUGAUGAAAAUGGGGAUGAGAUUGAUGUUGGUUUUGAGGAUAGUGAUGGGGAGGUGGAUAAGGUGAAGAGUAAAGAUGGGAUUGAUUGGGAUUCGGAAGAAUGGGAUUCUGAUUUUGAUAUUGAUGAGGAUGAUGAGGUGGAGUUGGAUGGGUUUACGGCUCCUAGUGUAGGAUAUGGGAAUAUCACGGAGGAGAGUAUAGAGAAGAGGAAGAGGAAGAGAGUGUCUAAAUCUGAGAGGAAAAGGAAUGCGAGGGAGGCUAGGAGGGAGAUAGAAGAGGUUACGGUCUGUGCUAGGUGUCAUUCGUUGAGAAAUUAUGGGCAAGUGAAGAAUCAGACUGCUGAAAAUUUGAUACCUGAUUUCGACUUUGAUAGAUUAAUAACUACCCGGUUGAUGAAAAUUACUAGCAGAACUGCUGAUUCCACGGUUGUUGUUAUGGUUGUUGACUGUGUUGAUUUUGAUGGGUCCUUUCCUAAAGGAGCCGCCAAGUCCUUGUUCAAGGCAUUGGAAGGAAGCCAAGAUAAUCAGAAGAUCAGUAAGAAGUUGCCCAAACUUGUGCUGGUUGCAACAAAGGUUGAUCUCCUGCCUUCCCAAAUUUCCCCUACUAGGUUAGAUAGAUGGGUUAGGCAUCGUGCUAAAGCAAAUGGUGCACCAAAGCUGAGUGCAGUUUAUCUGGUUAGUUCCCGUAAAGAUCUUGGUGUGAGAAACUUAUUGACAUUUAUAAAAGAAUUGGCUGGACCUCGAGGGAAUGUCUGGGUUAUUGGAGCUCAAAAUGCGGGCAAAUCCACGUUAAUAAAUGCAUUUGCCAAGAAAGAAAGAGUCAAAGCUAUUAAACUAACUGAAGCUGCAGUUCCAGGGACUACUCUUGGCAUUUUAAGAAUUCGAGGGGUAUUAUCUGCCAAAGCAAAAAUGUACGACACCCCAGGUCUCCUGCAUCCUUAUUUGAUGUCGAUGAGACUGAAUAGGGAAGAACAGAAAAUGGUUGAGAUACGAAAGGAGCUAAAGCCACGAACUUACAGAAUGAAGGUCGGACAGACAGUCCAUGUUGGUGGAUUAAUGAGACUAGACCUGAGCCAAGCCUCCGUUCAAACAAUAUAUGUAUCGAUUUGGGCGUCUCCAAAUGUUUCUUUACAUAUGGGAAAAACAGAAAAUGCCAAUGAUACCUGGAGCAAGCAUGCUGGUGUUAGAUUGCAGCCACCCAUCAAUGCCGACCGAGUUCCUGAAUUGGGCGAGUGGAAGGCGAAGGAAGUUAAAGUCUCAGGAACAAGCUGGGAUGUGAACAGCAUAGACAUUGCUGCAGCCGGCUUCUGUUGGUUUUCCUUGGGUUUGAAAGGGGAAGCAACCAUGACAUUGUGGACAUUUGAUGGUGUUGAGGUAACCCUAAGAGAUCCUUUGGUUCUUGAUCGAGCACGUUUUCUUGAGAGACCAGGGUUCUUGCUUCCAAAGGCUAUAUCAGAGGCUCUGAGCAACCAAAAUAAGCUUGAAGCUCAAACAAGUAGAAGUUUUGACGAGGAAGCAUCUCUGUUGUAACUAAAGGAAACAACAUAUGAAAUUUUGUAGCUGUCCUAAUUAGGUGUUUAGUUCUCUAUAUCAGUGGUAUUGUCGAAUACAAAAUGGUUUUUUUUCUUCCCAAUGGUGGAUUAAGCUUUAGAAUACGAAGAACACGGGUGGUUUAUUAGGUAUUUGUUGUACAAUGAGUGUGUUAACCGAUUUUGCUUUUGUAUACAACAAGAUCAAUGUCACUUGUGUCUUCCAUUAUUAAUGUAAAUAUAUAGUUUGCUUUA
Molecule: messenger RNA, 2358 nt
Organism: Daucus carota subsp. sativus
Lineage: Eukaryota; Viridiplantae; Streptophyta; Magnoliopsida; Apiales; Apiaceae
Product: GTP-binding protein BRASSINAZOLE INSENSITIVE PALE GREEN 2, chloroplastic-like
Exons: 4
Coding region: 176-2104 (642 amino acids)
Biological process (GO): brassinosteroid mediated signaling pathway; chloroplast rRNA processing
Cellular component (GO): mitochondrion; chloroplast stroma
Molecular function (GO): GTP binding
Source: RefSeq, a predicted model, not a curated record